UUCUUCUUCCCAAAACCAAAAGCUCAAAGUUAGACAUUUGAAGCGACGUCGUUUUGGUGCUAGCAGAAUGUUCGGUAUUUCAUACGGCGAGCUCUUCCUCCUGAUCGGCGCCACCGCCGCUCUAGUCGGACCUAAGGACUUGCCAAGGAUUGCGAGAAUGGCGGGGCGGUUAACGGGUCGGUCAAUCGGGUAUGUCCAGCUGGCCCGGGGCCAAUUCGACAAUGUGAUGCAGCAAUCUCAAGCUCGCCAGGUUCAAAAGGAGCUUCAAGAAGCGCUUUCGCAGUUGGAUUCGAUUCGGUAUGAAGUAAGGAGCCUGUCGCUUAUGAAUCCCGGUCCUAUGACUCGAAAGCUGAUGGAUAAUGCUGAGGAAGUUGCCACUCCACGUAAUGGGGCUAGUAGUUCAGUUGAGAAUCCUAAGGAGGAAGUGAAGUCGACGGCUAGUGUGAUAAAGGAGAAUAUUAACUUCAGAACCUCGGAAUCACUUAAUAUGCAUACACAAGCCUCUGCGUAUGCUAAAUUGGCGGAAUCUGCUGCUGUGAAAGCUGGAAGCAGUGAAGAGAAAGAGAGCCUUAUUGAUGAAAAUGGUCUUUUCCCUGUUCUCCCAAUUUCAGCUGAACGCGCUGGAAUGCUACCAAAACGCAAGGAAAACAUUGAAGGAUCAGACAUUGUGUUGGAAGCGGUAGUUGAAGCAGAGGUAGCUCGUAACGCCAAAAAUUUCUUUUCACAGCCUGAAAAUCAAAUACAAUGAAGACUAAAGGUUGAACUGAGAUUGUUUGAUAUGUAGAGAAGAGAUAUGUUUUUCCGUGGCAUCUUACCCAAGAAAAUCUUUCUUCCAGUAUUUCCUUCUGCAGUCUAAUGUGAGUAUAUUUGUAGUUCAUAGUCACUAAUGCAUGUGCC
Fragaria vesca subsp. vesca is the source of this 897-nucleotide messenger RNA. RefSeq lists its product as uncharacterized. The transcript has 7 exons. NCBI's taxonomy places the organism in Eukaryota, Viridiplantae, Streptophyta, Magnoliopsida, Rosales, Rosaceae. Bases 68 to 748 code for a protein of 226 amino acids. The record is from RefSeq and is a predicted model, not a curated record.